Messenger RNA from Juglans microcarpa x Juglans regia, 3552 nucleotides. RefSeq names its product E4 SUMO-protein ligase PIAL2-like. The transcript has 13 exons. The coding region runs from base 972 to 2735 and encodes 587 amino acids. Gene Ontology annotation, biological process: protein sumoylation. Gene Ontology annotation, molecular function: SUMO ligase activity; zinc ion binding. The record is from RefSeq and is a predicted model, not a curated record. NCBI's taxonomy places the organism in Eukaryota, Viridiplantae, Streptophyta, Magnoliopsida, Fagales, Juglandaceae.
GUGUGCCAGCGUAAAAAAGAUAACUUCUUACAGGCAGCUAUCAUGGUGCUUAUGCUCUCUGUGAAGAAUGCAUGUAAGAUUGGGUGGUUUUCAGAAAAGGAGUCUGAAGAACUUAUCAUUCUUGCAAAUGAGGUAGCAGCUUCUGCAUUUUGGGAAAUAUUAACGCGGGACCUAGUAAUUCUCCUUCCACUAUAAAACAAAUAAUGGAGAGGUAGGAACAUGUGCUUUGCACUGCAGAAUUUCUUACUGUAUCUUAAGGUGCAAUCAAAUUUUUCUGGCAACCGGUUAUGUAAUCUUUUGUUUUAAAUAAUUUUGCUGGAUUUUCAGCUGAGGCCCCAAAGGUACAAAGUGUAAUAUAUGGAGUUAGAAAUUUGAACUUUACUAGGAACAGGUAGACUUUUCCUUCAAAGGAUAUCAGAGAAGAUACAUAUUCUGACUUGUUCAGUUAGCCUUUUAUAUCUGAGCAAUUAAUGCCUUAUAUAUAUGCCGUUGUUCUUUGACUUGUAGGGGGUAUGUAUAGGGAUCUUGUCUAAUUUGAAUAUAUUUUUAAUUCUUUAUGAUAUCCAUGCUGGUGCUAGUAUGAAUGUUUGUUUCAGAUAAUUUUUAUUUUUUAUUGGCACCGGGUGUCUGGGACAAAUUCCCAAUUUUUUUAGAUUAUUUUAAUAGGGUCUGACUACAGUGAUGUGGGCUAAGGCCCAAGUCAAACUGUAACUUGGUCAGCAAGGAAAUUACUGUAACUUUUGGUUUUAUUCAAGUCACAUUAUCAUGCAUAUUACUGGGUUUUAUAUUGACUUAAUUUUUAUCUCAUCUCGAUAGAUGUCACGUGGAAGUUUGAGUGAAGUUUUCAGGCAGCCAGGAUUCAAAAAUUGAUUUCCUAGUUGGACCAAUGGUGUAUUUUAGAAUGUCAUGAAACAAUAGGAUAUUGAGUCGCUACUAGUUAUAAAUACACUCUUGUGGAUUAUCAUAAAUUGAUGAUUAAUGAAUUCUCUCUCUCUCUCUCUCUCUCUCUCUGCGUGUGCAGGUUCUACCCACGAAUGAGGAUGGGGCAAAUACUUGCUUCCCUUGAAGUCAAGCCUGGAUAUGGGGCAUACGUGAUUGAUUUCCAAAUUUUAAAGACUACGGUACAUUCUCCCGAAGAAAAAAUUCGGUUAUUUGUAGCACAGACAGAUAGUAUAGAGACAUCUGCAUGCAUUAUAUGUCCUCCCCAAGUGAGCUUUCUUCUGAAUGGAAAGGGAGUUGACAGAAGGACUACUAUUCUAAUGGACUCUGGACCACAGUUACCAACAAAUGUGACUACAAUGCUGAAAUACGGAACAAAUCUUCUUCAGGCUGUAGGCCAGUUUAAUGGUCAUUAUAUCAUAGCUGUUGCCUUCGUAAGUGUGAUGUCAUCACCUGACACCCCAGUGCCACCUGAUUAUGUGCAACCUGCUGUAGCUUCAGUUGACCCAGAUUCUGACAUAAUUGAAGGACCAUCACGGAUAUCACUUCGUUGUCCUAUAAGCUAUACACGUAUAAGGACUCCUGUCAAAGGACAUUCUUGCAAACAUCUUCAAUGUUUCGACUUUGAUAACUUUCUUGAUAUAAAUUCAAGAAGACCAUCCUGGCGCUGCCCACAUUGUAAUCAGUAUGUCUGCAACGUGGAGAUCCGUAUUGAUCAAAAUAUGGUCAAGGUCCUAAGAGAGGUGGGAGAGAAUGUUGAUGAAGUUAUUAUCUCUGCCGAUGGUUCUUGGAAGGCUAUAGUGGAAAGUGAUGACCAUGUAGAUCAGUCACUCGUUAAGGCCAAUUGCGAGAAAGAAGGGACUGAGUGGCAAGAAUUUAGCAGUGUCUCAAAUUCUCUUCCUAAUGUUUUGGAACUUACAGAGGAUAACAAUGAGAUGGAGGCAGCGAGCUAUGGUGAAAUAGAAGACCGGAAACCUUUGCAGGCUAAUCUUCCAGUUGCUUCACAUUUAGUUUUGCUUCCAGAAUUGAACAGAACAAAUGAUGUUAAUCAAAUUGUCGCUGAGUUAGAGGAUGAGGUUUGGUCUGGAAUAUAUUCGGGUUCCAUGUCCAUGAACUCCAGCUCUUGGUCAAAUGCCCAAAGAGUUAGUGGCAUCUCUGAAUCCAUCCCUGCCAAUCUUAUGCAGCCUCCUGUGUUGACUGGUGCUGUUUCUCCUGCACUCAAUCAAGAAGCAAAUUUCACCACCUCUAUAAUGCGAAGUCGAUGCUCUCCCAAUAAUUUUCAGUUACAACAGUCGCAAUAUGCAAAUUCUGUUGUCAACAAUGAAUAUAGGUUGCCAUCAAUAGCCAGUCAUGUGAACAGGACUCCAACAGCAAUUCAGGCUCUGCCUGUUCAGCCUCAGGCACAAAAUCCGCAGCAAAGACCAAGUUGUGUGAAUUCUUUGACUCCAAAUGGCUCUUCAAUUUCUUCUCGGAACCGGGGUCAUCAAGACCGUUCCUUCCUUUCAGCCUCGAGUCAAUUGCAAAGUACUUAUAAAGCAUCUUCUGGGCAAUUCAGUAGUUUUCAAAAUCCACACCUGCAGCAAGCUUUAAACCCAAGGAUGCCCCCGCCCGUGGGUCAAUAUUCAAGCACUAUCUGGCCAUCUUCACAGCUUGCACAGACCCCCCGAUCCUGCAAAGGGGUGCACAAGUGGGAAUUAGACAAGCAGCAGUCACUAAUAGUCACCAACAGGCUAGAUGGCUUCCUCACCAAGGUGCUCUUCAGAUGGGUAGACAGGCACCAUCUGUGCCAGCUUUAAAUCAAACUCCUAGAGCUGGGAACUCCAUGCCCAUGACUGCAUAUGGGAGACGAGAGGAAAUAGUGGACCAGAGAGGGAAUAUUAGAGGAAUGCCACAUCCAAUGCCUCAUAGUUUGCCAGACACAACAAUGGAUGAGAAUUGGCGGCCAAGACGUCGAAUGCGUGGUAGCCUGACAGGUGCUUCGUAUGAUGCUCAUAGCCAAUACAUAAUUCAGCCAACCCAAUCAGCACAAACUGUAAGACCACCAGAAAAUCCGAUUCCUUCAGCAUCUAAUCCAGCACCCCCCCCGGGUUUUAGUAUUGCAAUCAGAAAUGCCAGCAGUCCUCAAAUAACUAAUGUUUUAAUCCAACGAUAGAUCCAAGUUGGGUGAGUGGAGGCCCAAGUAUUCUGCCUGCGCACCUAUAGACAAAUAAACUAGACGCAUCUUGGGGUUUGUUACCUGCGAGUUGCACAAAGGUGGCUCUUUAUAUGGUUGAAUUGAUCUGGGAGUCAUUUUAAAUGGCUCUCUGUUCUGUGACCAACUGGAAGAUGGCCCUAGUUUUAAAUUUGGAAUAUGAACCUGGGAGUGAGGAAUACGGAAGACUGAUCUGCUAUGCGAGAGGAUAUGCUGAGUUGGCCAUGCAGAUGCAGCCAGGUAGCACUUGGUAGGAACUUGAGAUGUUCCAUAUCGUAGAUUUUUAGAAUCUUAAACUCUUAAUUUCACAAUUAAAUGGUUCAAAUUGGUAUGUUUCCACGUAAGAUACAGUGAAUAUUAGAGGGAGAGUUGAGAUUCUCUGAUUUUUUUUUUUUUUAGUAUAUUACUUUUCCUUUUGUUUA